CACAGCCGGGUCCGUGCUGCGGCGGCGGCUGGCGACGCCGCCGCGAGAUCGCUCGAGAAGCUCCUCGCCGACGGAGAGAUCGGAGACCACAACUUUAUCGCUAUGGCAGAGUGCAUCCUGCAGGACGCCUCGGCACCCGCCCCGCCGCCGCUCGCCGCGCCGGACGCGCCAGAGACGCCGAGCUGCGCCGAGGAGGAGGCGUGGUCUCCGUCGCGUCGACCCGCAAAGAGGAACCCGGCCGCCGCCGCGCCGCCGCAGCGGCGGCCGCCGCAGCCACAGGCGGCACUGCAGCAGCCGCAGCCGCAGAAGCCGCAGCGUCCGCCUCUGCCCGGCUUCCUCUUCUUCUGCUCGGGCAGGACCUUCAGCGAGUGCAUGCAGCGGUCGCUGCUCGGCAGCGGCCCCGGCGACAUGAGGAUCCUCGAGCGCGUGACGCCGACCACGCCGCUCUUUCUCUUCCACUUCUCGCGGCGGCUACUGUACGGCGUCUUCUACGCCGCCCAGCCCGCCGCCCUCAACCAGGUGCCCGAGGCUUGGUGCGGCAAGGCGACGGGCGGUCCCAGCAAGGCCACCGCAUCGAAGAAGGCCGGAGGGUCGCCCUACCCGGCGCAGCUGCGCGUGCUCCGCACGGGUGACAUCCGCGUCUGGACGCCGCCCGACGGCGCGCGCUACACGCAGGGCGCAAUGAGCGCUGAGCUGGUCGACACGCUGCUGCGCGCGCUCCGUGCUAGAGGACGGCAGAGGGGCGGGGACGGAGCAGCCGGCUCCGCCUCCGCCGCCACCGCCACCGACGGGCUUGCGGUGGCGCUCCCUGACGGUGAUGAUGACGCGGCCGCAGCGGCGGUGGCCGCCGGCCACUUCCGCCGGCCCGGCUUGGACGAGAUGCGUGCCCAAGAGCUGCGCCCCGCGGCGGCGGGGUGCGAGGAGGCGCAGCUGACAGCUGCGAGCGGUCUGCCCGCCGCCGCGCCCGACGAGAUGGCGUCGAUGCUCGAGUCGAUCUGGGGCGAGAAGCCGAUGCCUCUCAUCGCCAUCGACGCCGCCAAUCUCGCCGCCACCGGCAAGCCGCGCGACGGCGGCUACUUGGCGGUGGUGCCGGUGAUGACGGCGCUCGAGUACUACAUGAACCGCUUCCCGGGCUCGAGCGUCGUCUGCCUGCUGCCGCCGGUGUGGCGGACGCCGCGCGCGAUCGACCGCGUGCGAGGCGAGUCGGCGGCCCUCGCGGCGGCGCGUGACGAGCUCGCCACGCUGAUCGAGGCGUCGAUGGCCGAGUGGGCUCCCGAGGGGGCGGCGGACGGCGCGGCGGAGGGCGCGCUGCCGCGGGUGCUCGUGUCGAACGCGAGCUUGUCGGGGGCGGUGGCGGCGUACCGCGACCCGCAGCACCAAGAGGCGAUGCGCGCGUGGCUGCGCGAGUGGGUGUGGCGGACGCCGCGUGGCGAGGCGCACGCGCAGGAGGAGGAGUGGUCCUUCGUCCCGGACGCCCACUUCGCAGCGCCGCCCGAGGCGCCGCUGCAGCUGCUGCGCGGCGGCGGCCUCACGCCCGCCGUCUCGUCCCUCUUCAUGUCGUCGCACCUCGAGCAGCUGCGCGGCACCGCGAUGCCGCACCACCCACGACAACCGGACCCGCGCCCGGCGACGGGCGGCGGCGAGGCGAGCUUCCGGCAGCUCGGCUUCAAGCAGCGCAAGGACGCGUCGGACGUGCUCAACAAGUUCAUCUUCAUCUCGCGCACGCCUGAGUCGCUGGUGGACGACUGCCGCUCCGCGCGCACCGCGCCCGAGCCGCAGGACGAGGUGUUGCCGAGGCACUCCUUGGUACUCAGCUAUGACGUAGUCCCCUUCCCGAGCCGCCAGGUGGACGAGGUGUUGCCGAGCAGCGUCGACCGCAACACGCAGCAGUGGCUCGCGACGCAGCUGAAGGCGCUGUACACGCUGAGCGAGCGCGCGGCGCUCGACGCGGCGGCCAUACCGCACCAGCAGCGGGACCGAACCCACGCCGGGUUCGAUCGCAUGGAGGUAUGGGACUAG
Emiliania huxleyi CCMP1516 is the source of this 2019-nucleotide messenger RNA. RefSeq lists its product as hypothetical. Bases 103 to 2019 code for a protein of 638 amino acids. Lineage: Eukaryota; Haptophyta; Isochrysidales; Noelaerhabdaceae. The transcript has 10 exons. The record is from RefSeq and is a predicted model, not a curated record.